UCACUUUGAACCUUCUCAUCAUGGAGCUCUUCCGCGAUCAUAUGCAUGCAACGUCUCGGAGUGCUUGGCAGUGGCGUCCGCUUUUUCAGCAGCCUGUGCCCCAACAGUAAUGUGGGUUAACAUGACGCCUGCUGAGUCACAUGUUUCCCGAGUCUUUAUUAUUGUUGGUUGGGUUAUUAAAAUUUCAGUCAGGAAAGACUAGUAUGUAAUCCGAAAUCAAGCUUGUCAAUGUACGUUACAUCGGCAACGGCCGACCCCACCAGCUCGAGGUUGGGUCGAGGAACACUAAUUUGCCACCGUUAGCUACUAGCCGAGUCAACAACGUACUUGUCAGUUGCGACAUGAACUCUAGCCUCGUCGAAUCGGAAUCGAGGAGCGAUCUUUAUCCAGAGACUUCGAAUUCUGCCAACAGCAGACGAGCUCAAUCCAUACCUCCUAGAUCUGGUGCAUCCAGUAGCCGUAUCAUUAUGGAAAAUAGCUUGAAUCAAAAGGCCACUGUCCAUGAUGCUACCAAUGACCAGUGUGGCCCCGAAGAGGUCAUCAAAAGUCCUGGGCCUCAGGAUGGCCGUAAGCGCGUGCGCUUCCAGGAUGUCUCAUCUCAGGGUGAUGAAGAACCAGAUCGUGACGAGGACCUCGAAUCGCCGUCAAAGAGAGUGAAGAUAUUGGCCACAACAUGGACAUACACCUCUCCUCCUGACGCCUCAAACUAUAUGAAUAAGCGCAUGCUCGAACUUUCCCGUAUCACUCGCCGGGCCUUUGCUGCGAGAAUCCAAUUCCAACGCCUUCGCAGCCACGAACUUGAACUGAUGAAGUCUCUUGUCGACGAUGAAAUCGAGCAGGUCAAAACACAGAUAAAUGCAAUUGAUCUGCAGAUCGGCUCCAUCGAAGGCAUGAUUCGCGAAGGAGAAGUGGACAUAGAGAGCAAAGAGUGUAGCUUAUCCGAGGACAACAUCAGGAUGUUCUGUGGUGAUGACCAUGGCUCUGAGGCAAGUUGGCGAGAAAAAGACUCUUGUGACGUUACAAUUUCAUUUGCUUCUUGAUCUGGUUCAUACUACGUCUCAGAUGAAUCACAUUCUGAUUGACUUUAGUAACUAUCGAUCUUUAUCCGCUGUCCAUUUCUGCGUCGAUCACAAAAUGCCACGCCAAAUUUCAUCAUCCUUAUAAAAUACAUCUGCGAUAUUCCUUGUCAGUCGCCAAAGAUCAUCCACUGCAUAACGGCGGC
Messenger RNA from Suillus subalutaceus, 1222 nucleotides. RefSeq lists its product as uncharacterized. The transcript is spliced from 3 exons. NCBI's taxonomy places the organism in Eukaryota, Fungi, Basidiomycota, Agaricomycetes, Boletales, Suillaceae. The record is from RefSeq and is a predicted model, not a curated record. Bases 342 to 1040 code for a protein of 232 amino acids.